Messenger RNA from Perkinsus marinus ATCC 50983, 6363 nucleotides. RefSeq names its product acetyl-coa carboxylase, putative. Gene Ontology annotation, molecular function: ATP binding; acetyl-CoA carboxylase activity; metal ion binding. The transcript is spliced from 22 exons. Bases 1 to 6102 code for a protein of 2033 amino acids. NCBI's taxonomy places the organism in Eukaryota, Perkinsozoa, Perkinsida, Perkinsidae. The record is from RefSeq and is a predicted model, not a curated record.
AUGUCUCUGUCUACUCCAGCGGCAGCGUACCUUCACCGACCCAAUAGCUCCACUGAGAUCAGACCCCUACGGAUUCUCGUGGCUAACAACGGCCUUUCUGCAUGCAAAUUCAUAAGAAGCACCGCUAAGGCACAGUUGCAGCCGGAAAUGUGCAUCGCAAGAGGCGUUGAUCUGUACGUAAUGGAGACCCCCGACGACCGCGAGGCAGGCCUGUCAUACAGGGCUGAGCCCAACCCUCUGGUGCCUCCUGGAUGCGGGGUCAGAGUGGUCCCUGUUGAGGCUCCUCCCGGUCCAGGUGCUAACAACUACGGCAACGUAGAGGUCAUACGUAGAUUAGCGGUCGAGAACGAAUGCGAUAUGAUUUGGCCCGGUUGGGGUCAUGCUUCAGAGAACCCUGAGCUCCCCAAGGCCUUUGAAGACACCGGAAUAGAGUUCAUUGGCCCCUCCGCAGAGUGCAUGCGACUAUUGGGAGAUAAGGCCGAGUCGACGAUUACUGCCAAGAAAUGCGGAGUACCAUGCAUCCCUUGGUCCGGAGACUACCCGGACUUGGCUACAGAAGGCUUCGUGGCGGACUCUGAGGCAGCGGCGGAGUGCUGUGAUAGAAUAGGGUAUCCAUGCAUGAUCAAGGCUGCUAUGGGAGGGGGAGGCAAAGGUAUUCGGAUGGUGUCCUGUCGAGAAGAAGUAGCGGACAAAUUCGAGUUGGUCAGAGGAGAGAUUCCCAUCGGCGGUAUCAUGAUCAUGAGAUGUGUCACUAGAGCUCGCCAUUUUGAAGUUCAAAUCUUGGCUGAUAAAUACAACAACGUUGUGGCUCUGAGUACUCGUGAUUGCUCGCUCCAGCGCCGACAACAGAAAAUGGUUGAGGAAGGUCCUGUGGUCCACACUAGUCAUGAAAGAGUUCUCGAGAUGCAAGAUGCUGCUGCCAGACUUUGUGCGGAAGUUGGGUAUGUGUCGGCGGGCACUGUAGAGUUCUUAUAUGAUCUUGAUACGGAUGAAUACUACUUCCUUGAAGUCAAUACGCGACUACAAGUGGAGCAUCCAGUGACGGAGCUCCUCAGCGGCGUCAAUCUACCAAACGCGAUGAUCCAAGUGGCUCUGGGAAAAACUCUCUAUGAGAUACCCGAUGUCGCUGCAUUCCUGGCCGAUCCGGAUCGCUAUAGGUUCAAGGACAGACAUGUGAUGGCCUGCCGUAUUACGGCUGAGGCGGCUGACGAUGGCUUCCGACCGACUGCUGGUAUAGUGGAGCGUGUGAAGUUGUAUGAGGAUCAGAUCAGUUAUGAGGAGCUGAAUGAGGAUGUUUUCCUUUACUAUUUCUCUAUCGCUGCUGAUGGGAAAAAGAAGGCAGCUAUCACCCAGUAUUCUGAUAGUCAAUUCGGGCACAUUUUCGUUGUUGGCUCGGACCGUCGUGAUGCUGUGCGGCGAAUGGUAGAAGUCCUUCGUAACGUAGAGGUUGUGGGAGAGGUGAAGUGCAGUGUUGAUUACAUCAGGGAAGUGAUGCGUACCAGCGAGUUCGAGAACGAUACUUACCAUACCAACUGGUUGCUUUCCCCCACAGAAGGCCAAAGGGUCAUCACCAAGGCGAUAGCGAUGGACUCUGUUGUCAACGGCAGUCUGGUCCUGGCCAAGGUCGGUGUUGCCGCAUCGAUAUGCAAGUUCCUGUAUCGAUUCCUCCGUGCUGAAUCGCAAUUUGCGGCGAAGUUGUCUGCUGCACAGCUUCCAGCGCAUUUGGCGACUACUAUGCACGAGGAUAUUGUUCUUGGGAAAUGUGGCAGGUUGCCUUAUAGACCCUGCAAGUUCCUAUCACAAGUGUCGGCUACUGGCCCUAAUUCUUUCUGUGUCACCAUACAGAUGCCUGAUGGAGAGAAGACUGUGAUACCCUACUUACAUGCUGAACCUGUCUCGGGUGAGGUAUACGAAUUCCGACUGAGUGGCUGGCAGUUCAACUCGACUGGUCAACGGGUUGUCUUUGCUCCCCAUGGCGAAAUGCUGACGAUGUACUUUGGUGAGUGCAAGAGCGAGUGUUGGGAGAUCAUACGGGAAGUGGAUCCACAUGAAGUCCGCUCGCAAAUGGCCGGUAGUGUUCAUUCGUUGAAGGUAUCUGAUGGUGAUCGCGUGGUGGCGGGGGAAAUCAUCUGUCAAGUGGAGGCGAUGAAAAUGUUCAUGCCGAUUCUCAUGCCGUUUACUGGGGUCAUCAAGUUCAAUGUGGCGCCGGGCAGCACGUUGAAAGUUAACGACUUGAUAGCUACGCUUAGCGACUUGGAGGUGGACGAUCCGACUCAGUUGGAAGACUGCAAGCCCCAGGUGUAUAGCGAUGCUAAGGUGUUGCAUAAACGUCGAAUGUCGGUGCAGUUUGACCCGAACGAUGUGGAGAACAUUAUGAAGGGCUACGAGCUCAUUGGAAUGAGCGCUCAUGAAUUCGUAGGGAAAGUAGCUGAGUACGUCUUGAAGCAAGGAGAGAUGAGUGAUGGUAGUUUUGAUACUACUACUGCUGAGAACAUUCUCAAUAUGCUAAUUCGGGUAGAGGAUCCAGCUGAUGAGAUGCUCGAUCAUUUGAGCCACAUGAAUCCUGGUGCUUCCCGGUUGGCGUUGUCAGUGGCUAAGGCAGGUUUGGUUGAUCCCAAAGAUAUGGACCUGCUGAUGGAUAUCGCUAGGAGUCGUCGAAACACGAGGCUGCGUGUGGACAUCGCGAUGUGUGUCAUAGCAGUACUGUGGGAAAAAUCGGCUUGGGUGGAUGCUCUUGAGAAAAUCCGAAGGUGGAAAACGGCCGAUAUGGAAAACCUUAAAUUGGCGGCUGGCGCUCUCACACUCAGAGCUAACGGUGUCACCACGAGUGACACUCUGGUUGAGCCAGUACUCACGGUGAUCGACGAAAUACCACUGGGGAGAGCGGAUGCUAGCACUGACAGCCCCAACGAGCUCAGCAGUAUGAGUUCUGAUGACAACUCUAGUAUGGAGGGCGGCAUGGUGAGCGGUUUGCCGAUGGUUAAAAGCCCUUUGAAGCGGAUGAUCAGAAACGAUAGUAUUCGCAGUCUGUUUGAGAGGACGCUGGGCCGCAAGCCUUCUGUCAUUGACAAGGUGUCGGGUGGUGUUACCUUAGAAGUGGUGAAAGAUCUUUUCCCGGUCUCGAAGAGUGCUAUUGCGGACCCCUACACCUACUACGCUCAGCUGAAUUUCAACCUCCAGAGCGCCACUGGAAUGCGCGGCUGUGAUCCGGUGCUGUCGGGUGGUAAGAAGCUUGACAAUUUGGUGGUCGCGAGUGUAGACUUGUCGAAUCACAAGAGUUAUGUGGCUGAGGUCGUGGCUAUGUAUCAGCGUAUGCGUAGAGAGCUGACUAUGGCUGGUCCCAGUCUUGGUGAUCGCAGGACACAUCUCAAGAUUGAGGUGACUCCAUAUGGCUCGCUGACAAGUGUCACCGAUGAGGUGUGCGCUGAGGCGUUGUGCACUGGUUUAAAUGAGGGUGGCGAGUUGGUUAAUAAGGAAGCCCCUGUCGCUAGUGUUGCUGUGGUGCUGGGCCCACACAGGAGGUUCUUCUUCCAUAACUCUGCAGUUGUGUCGGAAGCGAAGUUCGUCGAGCUGGUACUGUAUCGCAAUGUGCCGCCAUAUAGAUGGCAAGAAAUGGAGUGUUCACGGUUCGAGAAUUACAUCCUCACACCUUUGCCGUUGGGUCCAUGCCCUAACGCCUACUCCCCGCUUUCCCCACAAGAUGUCACUGACUUUGUUUCUGUCGUGAAGGCUACACCAAGGAGGGUCAAUAAGGAUAAGUGGUCGGAGCCAAUUUUGAGCGCCAGCGCGUUCGUGACGGGCAGCGUUGUGGGAAAGUGCCGGCCUACGGAGCCUGUGAAGCUGGUGGAGAGCGCGAUGAUCGCGGCAUUGGAUGCCCUCAUGAUCAACACUAAGGGACCUCGUAGGACUAAGCAGCAGUGCAAUAGGAUGUACCUGUCCGUUUCCUGCCCUGAUUGGGAAGACGGUGAAGACUCUGAGGAUGAGGUGGACGGGAUGGGUGACAACUCGGCUGUUUUGGGCCGAUCCCUGAGCCAAGCUGAGAAGACUGUGGCCGCCGCGGUUCGAGGGUACUCCUCUGAGCUGUGGGCAUACGCCAACCAUCUCGAGGUCCGUCUGUCCUUUGGUCAGCAUAUGCCUAUAAGGGUCUUCGUGAGAGGCACUCCAUGGCGCCUUGACGUUACCGCUAUAGCCUACCAUGAGGUCCGCCAUCCCACCACUGGAGUGCUACAGCUGAGGCGUCUACCUAAUCCUGAUGAUGGUAGUCUUGCUGAGGACGACGGGGUGGAGGUAGAUGCCCCGUUACAGCAACCAGCUGGUGUCACCGUGAGGCGGCAUGCGGCUGAGCGGCUCGAUACUACCUAUGUGUAUGAUUUCCUGGAGCUGUUCGAGCAGGCCGUACGUGAGGAGUGGCGGAGGAAAAAGAGCGGUCACGAAGCACGUAUUAUCCUUUCCGAGACUAAGCGUUUUGUCAAGGUGGAGGAGCUGAGGCUGAAGGAAGGUGUGGAGGAUCCUCUUCGUAACAAGGACCCGGCCGAGAUGUUGGAGUUUAUGCCCAACUCUCCGGGGACCAACAAUAUUGGUAUGGUUGCAUGGAAGCUGACGAUGAAGAUGCCCGAGUGGCCGGCCGGUCGGGAGGUUUAUGUGGUGGCGAAUGACAUCACGUUCAUCCAGGGUUCGUUCGCGCCUAAGGAAGAUGACCUCUUUUACUAUGUCUCCAAGUUGGCCCGGCUCACUGGAGCUCCUCGGCUGUAUAUUGCUGGCAACUCUGGCGCAAGGCUGGGGAUUGCCAAGGAGGUCUUCGCGAGGUUCAAGGUGGCUUGGCGAGAUGGUGAAGUCGAUUACCUUUAUCUUGACAAGGAGGCCUAUGAGGCUAUACCCGAGUCAGUGAGCGGGGUUUGGGUCGGUGGUGACCGGUUCAAAAUAAAGACUAUUAUUGGUAAAGAAAACGGCAUCGGCAUUGAAUGCUUGUCGGCUUCGGGGCUCAUCGCGGGUGAAACUUCCCUUACGUACAACCAGAAUAUGACCAUGACGUAUGUAACUGCUAGGACUGUGGGCAUUGGUUCUUAUCUGGCUCGACUAAGCCAACGAAUAAUACAGAAACGCACUGCUCCUAUAAUCCUCACUGGUUUCAAGGCGCUCAACUCGGUCCUUGGGAAGGAAAUUUACACGAGUAAUGACGACAUAGGAGGCACUCAUGUUAUGUUCGGUAACGGCAUCACGCAGACUACGGUUGAUGACGACUUGUCUGGUGUUCGUGAGAUGGUACGGAGGAUUGGCAUGCUGAGAGAACCACAAACGCAGUUGGGGAAGCUGCCUCGGCCUGCGGCACCCGACAGUAUAUUCGAUAAGAAUUCUUUCGAGGAGCAAAUGGCUGGGUGGGCUCCUAGUGUGCGGGUGGGGCGAGCGGCAAUUGGUGGUUCGCCUGUGGGUAUUGUUGUUACCGCUCCAGAGACUACUACUGCGGUCAAGCUGGCUGAUCCUGCUGAUCUGAGCUCUGCUGAGAAGACUAUCACGUAUGAGCCUCGUGUCAUGUACGCUGAUGGGGUUUCGAAGGUUGCUCAGACUGUUAGUGACCUUAUCACUGAGCAGUUGCCACUAGUUAUGGUACUCAACACACGCGAGGUGGACAGCACAGACAUUGAGAUGAACCAUGUAAUAUCCCAGCUCGUUGAGGAGCUGGUGCGGUUUGAAAAGGCGGGCAGGCCGCUCAUCGUCUUGCCAGCUAGUGGGUGCCUCCUUUCACCUGAGGUUAAGACGGUCAUAGAAUCUGCGGCACCGAGUAGCUACAUUUUCGAUAACUCGUAUGGUUCUCGCGAUAAGUGGACGUGUAGUGCGCUGACCAAUGGCGAGAGCUACUCGUGGAAGGACCUGCGCGGCUGGCUCGCGUGCUUCCUAGGAUGUGAGCCGGAGCAGCUACUUGGGGUCAAUGGAGCCAACGACGAGAUUGAUGAGAUCAAAAGGGAACUGCUAGGUUAUAUUAAGGAAGGGUACGGGAGUCUCGUCGAAAGUGUUGUUCAGAGCCAGAAUAAGGGGAACCCCUUGGUGGCUAGCCCGUCGGCACUCAGCUUGUCCCACUAUGCCUCGCAGCCACGUGGCCUUUAACUGUUGAAAAAACCCAGAAUAUAUGGAAUUGUAUUAAGACUGUUUUUAGGGUAUCGUUCACGCCCUGUACCCCACUGUUUCUCCUAUUACACUGACACUGUACAAUCACCUUGCUAUGCUUGCGGUAUGCCGUCAAGAAUGCUAUUUUCGGCGGAGGACACGCUCCUCUGGAGGCAUUCUAAUACUUUCGAAUUAUGAAUUGUACCAAACACUUACUUGGCUCCAACUUGCCAUUCUGCCAGAGGUGGAUCCUUCGAGCCA